AUGAAAUUGGGCCAGGAAUCCAUUAAGGAGGAAAUGCAAGUAGGUCAAGAGGAAUUGAAGAGAGAAAUUACUUGCAUAAUAGAAAACAAGUUCCAAGGUAUGGAAGGAAGAAUGGACACAGUUGAAGAAAAGCUAUUUGCAAAUCUUCCCACGCCUGAAGAACUGAAAUGUAUUGUAACGACUAUAAAUACAUUAGCUACAAAGGCACAUUUUUACGCCAAAAGCUUGCACGAAACUUCUCAACAGUCUGUGCAUAACACUCGCCAUUCUGGUAAUGGGUUUUCCAAAUCAGAACUCGCUGUUCCUUUGCAUAUUGCUGCAAGUCGAGUAAGCUGCAAUGAAGCCACGAAUGUCUUGCCAGGUCAAAUAAACUCAAUUCUUAAAUCGGAACAUUUGGCUGUUGCAAGCUACAGGCACUGGCAUGCUGAUCUCAGAUUGGAUGAUACACCACUGGAGGCUGGUUUGGGAUUUACAUGCAAGCUGAAGACCGAGACGCCUUUCCUGGGUAGAGCUGCAUUGGAAAAACAGAAAAAAGAAGGCCUCAAGAAGAGGCUUGCCUGCUUCACCAUUGACGAACACAUUCCUCUCUGGGGCCUGGAAGCAAUCUGGCGGUAUGACCGUGUGGUGGGUUUCCUCCGUCGGGCCGAUUACGGUUUUGCCAUAGGGAAGAGCAUUGGCUAUGGCUACGUUACAAAUCCUGACACCGGAAUGGUAAGCUUGGAUUACCUCAAGUCUGGUACCUAUCACUUAGAAAGUAUGGGUGUGAAGUACCCAGCACAAUACCACGCCAAGUCUCCAUUCGAUCCCAACUUAAGGGUCAAAGGCGACUACAGCAAGCCAUUGUCCAAUCAGGGACAGUGAAUCAAGAUUUACUAUUUUAUAGCAUUUUAUUAUUGUGUUUAUGAAGAUUUUUUGCUGUCUUUGUAAAUGAAGAUACAGUUAGUAUUCGUAUCAGUUACUUCUAACUAAGUAAAAUUGUUUAACUUCAAAUUAAGUUCUGUAUAUUAAUGUAAUUGCUUAAUUAAGGCCUGUAUAUUAAUGUAUGAUAGAAUUUCAAAUUUUUUAUUUAACUGGGACCACAAUCUGUUCUAUCAAAUAAUGCUCCCCCCCCCGUAUACCAAACACAUAUACAGGUGUCCAUCCUAUAACAUGGUAGAUAGGUUUCUAGAAUAUACCGCGUUGCGUGAAACCGUUCCGAAAACUUUAAAUACUAAAUAUUUUUUUUUUUAAUGAUUCUUACUGUUGCUCAUUUAAAUUUAAACAUUUUUGCAACAUGAGGCGCAUUUUCUUCUUUUAACAAACGAUUCAAAAUUUGUAUUUUAUCUCCAAAGAAAUUAAUUUUCUUCCAAAAAUUUUUUCUUACUUUCAAACAAUAAUUUGGGUCUGAAAUAUACCUUCGUACUAAUGACUCCUGAAAAAGACAAAACUAAUCAGUAAUCCAAAUAAUCCACAUUCAAUGUUCUUUUUUUUUUUUUUUUUUUUUUUUGUUUUUUUUUUUUUUUUUUUUUUUUUUUUUUUUUUUUUUUUUUUUU
Molecule: messenger RNA, 1532 nt
Organism: Stegodyphus dumicola
Lineage: Eukaryota; Metazoa; Arthropoda; Arachnida; Araneae; Eresidae
Gene: Sardh
Product: Sarcosine dehydrogenase
Cellular component (GO): mitochondrion
Molecular function (GO): protein binding
Source: RefSeq, a predicted model, not a curated record